AUGGCUUCAUCAUCGUCAUUGACUGCUGCCGUCCAACCCCCCUCCUCAAUCGAAGGACAAGCAAGUGUUUGUCGCCAAGAGGUUGAAAGUAAGAAACGUACAUCAUCGCCACAUGUAUCGCCUAAACAAACGUCCUUCGCACAACUAUUGGAGCCUUGGUUUGAAAUCACAUUGUCAUCAACGCAUUCUCGGCGCCCAUCGUAUUCAAACGAAGAGUUUCAACCAAUUCCUCGAUCCUUGAUGCCGUCUAACCCUAUUCUCGCCGCGGGUUUCAGUUUACAAUCUAUCACGGACACGACACCUGGCGUAUUACCACUGCCAGCAAUGAACUCACAGCUGCUAUCCGUCGAAGCAUGGGAUUUGAAUUCACUUGUUAAUUUCAAUGCAAGUGACAUGUACCAUGGAUUGCAUUCAAACAACUCACCUCUAUAUAAUCCGUAUGCAAACGCAAUACACCAUGGAUUAUUCUACGAUUCGCCUGUUUAUGCUCCUAAUGCAAGUGAGAUGUGCAAUGGUUCACACUCAAGAGAUUCUCCCGUCUAUAACCCUAUCCCAAGGGACCAGUACAUCGGAUACAACAAUUCGCCCGUCUAUAACCCUAUCCCAAGGGACCAGUACAUCGGGUACAACAAUUCGCCCGUCUACAAUCCUAAUCCAGGGCCCCUGUUCAAUGGCAUAUCUUCAAACAACGAGGGUUAUCUUCAAUUCCAUAAUGAACCAAGUUCAUCAAAUUUUCAUCACCAAGGUUCUCUUUAUUCAACUGAGAUACUAAACCAAUCUCAUUCAAAUGCACAUGAUCAAGACGAUAAGGAUAGAUUUGAAGGAUAUACUGAAUGGGAAACAAUAAUUGGAUGCUGUGAUCCGAAUGCGCGACCGACGGUACUUUUAUCUGAUCCUCCACGGGGUCUCAAACGAUCCAGAUCUUUGGAUUCGUAUCCUUCUCUUUUAGAAUCAAACCAUCCGAAUCUUCACCUUGAUCUGGGUCCAGGUCCAUCAAAGAAAUCAAAGAAAUGA
Melampsora larici-populina 98AG31 is the source of this 1014-nucleotide messenger RNA. RefSeq lists its product as uncharacterized. The transcript is spliced from 2 exons. The coding region runs from base 1 to 1014 and encodes 337 amino acids. The record is from RefSeq and is a predicted model, not a curated record. NCBI's taxonomy places the organism in Eukaryota, Fungi, Basidiomycota, Pucciniomycetes, Pucciniales, Melampsoraceae.